Panicum virgatum (switchgrass) is the source of this 2052-nucleotide messenger RNA. RefSeq lists its product as uncharacterized. Gene Ontology annotation, biological process: proteolysis. Bases 1319 to 1840 code for a protein of 173 amino acids. Gene Ontology annotation, molecular function: cysteine-type peptidase activity. Lineage: Eukaryota; Viridiplantae; Streptophyta; Magnoliopsida; Poales; Poaceae. The transcript has 11 exons. The record is from RefSeq and is a predicted model, not a curated record.
CGCAGCAGUGCCCCUCCCAGAUGCCACGGUCCCGUGCGCCCAGAUUUUUGGGGUUUCGAUUUUUUUUCUUGGCGGGCUUUUUCUAUUUUCUUUAUUUUUCCCCAGGUUUGCCGGCGCUUACCAGUCUCAUUUACUCCUCACGAAUACAGACCCGUAUCAAACCGUUCCUCUUUUUCACUUCCUUCCCCAGCACGCGGCCCUUCUUCUUCUGUUCUUCCAAUCCCUUCGUAUCCGCCCUGGUUCUUAUGCCGGAUUCCUAUCAUUUCGACGGAGGGUGGUGCGGUGCCGCCGGUUCCGUCGCAUCCAUCAUCUCUUUUCACCGAUGGAUGACAAUACAGAUUCAGAAGGUGUCCGAUCAAGUAAUGAAGAUAAAAGAUCGAAGCAAACCUCCAGAUAAUUUAGCUCUAACUUCUCACUUUCCAAGAAGACAAGAUUUGUCGAGAGGUUGUCUAAGAAGCAGAAGGAAAUUGUUAUAUCUUGUGUUUUUGGGUCCAUUCUCUUUCUGAGUUACACAUCUGUUCCAACCAGUCUAGUUAUAUGGCUGGCAAAUCGUUAUGAUCAAAGAACCAAGUCUGUAAAGCUCCCUGGUGGCAAAGCUUUUUCUAUUGAUCCCAACACAGUGCAUCAAAUUCUUUGGCAUUCCUUUCACUGGCAAGAAAGUCCCAACAAUAUCUUCGAGCUCUGCAAAGGCUAUCAUACUCAAGGACACAAGUCAGUCAAAACAGGCAGCUAAAAACGAUGAUCUCAUUGCUAUGGUCAAUGCUGAUUGUGUUGGCGACAAGUUCGCUAGGAUUUUUCUUCUCAUUGCUCUGGGGAUCUUUCUAUGCCCAUCUAGUAAUUGUCAUGCAAGCCACCAUUACUAUGAGGCUCUUUCUGUUGUAAAAGAUAUCAGAUCUUUUGACUGGUGCAGUGCAGUUUCUGAGUUCCUCCAUCUUGGAAUUGUCAGUUUUCAUUCCAAUCUAUGCAAGGGUAAUAGCAGCGGAAAGGAGACACUUGCUGGAUGUGUUUUCAUUUUAGUGCUCAAAUCUGCUGACUCACCCAGGAAACCUUUACCUGGAGGCAAAGAUGCUAAUAGUGAUGGGCAACCUGGUGAGCCGGUUUUCAUUUUGAAAACUCCAGAUCCGAAACAUACAUCUUCAGAAUCUGCUCAGGGAGAUCCCAUAAAUUUUGAGUCUGCUAGGAAAGUAAUGCCCCUGUCUCUCCGUGUUUUCUGUGGUGAAGUUACUCAUCCAGAAGUAGAAUCAUUCAUAAAGUCAUCCCUUGGAAUCAUAGAGAUAACAGGUUUGAUGUAUUGAGUUCGACUAAAGUAACAAAUGAGAUGAGGGGAGUUACUACAACUGUUAGGCAAAAUUUUGAGCUGGUAUUUGAAGCAUUCUAUGGCCCUGAGGCUGGUUUGAAAAUCAAGGAUUUUACCACAGCUUACCAAGAUUCUCCGCAACAGGACACCAACUGUGAUUGUGGCAUUUUCGUUAUGAAUUUUAUGAGUUCCUGGGACGGGAGAAGAGUCGCCCAUAUUGAUAAUAAACAAAUCUACAACUACAGGGUUAAAGCAGCAAUGUACAUCCUUUGCCACAAAGGAAACACCAAGAUUCUCCCUCCCGUGAAGAAACUCAUAGACAGUGAAAAAGGGUGCAAAGCGUACAAGAAAAGAAUUGCGAAGGUUGAACCAUGUUGCAGCUUGCAACAACAAAAAGCCCCCUCCCCAAGUGCUCGGCUGGGAGCGACAGAGUACAUGAUUUGGAUGAAGAUUUUUCCUCCAAUUUGUCGUCAGAUUAAGAAUGUGCUGCACCAACAUGAUAUAAUUUUGGAAAACAGCACACAAGGGAGAAGCCAUUGGUAAAAAGGCAAGAACAAGCUCAAGCAAAAUUCAAGGAAAACCAAAGAUUUUUAUUUUUUAUUUCUUUUUUUGUUUGGUAAAAAAAUAUCGCACUGUAUUGUGAGUUAAGAAAAAGUUAACCACUAUCGUUGUAAAGUUUUUCUAUAGUUUUUAUUUUGUGACAGUAAUAUUUUUUCCUCUUCACGUAAUUGCUCGCUUCACAUUUUUAUUAUCUA